AUCGCCGUGACUUUCAGGUUCGAUUCCGAACCUAGGAUCUCUUGAACCUUGACCUUCACUCAUGCUCGUUUCACGGCCGAUUCCUCGUAACGGGGAGGGUCCGCAGCGAUUUGGGGGGGCCAAAACACCAGCAAAGGGCCUUCAAAAUGAAAACGCCAUUCGACAUGCACCAACUAGCACGGUCGGAAAAGGAAAUUUGAAGGGCAAUAUACCCCAGACACCCUUCCAGUCUCAGUCUAAGAGUAUCAAAGGCGAUCUUCAGCUCAAAGAUGUUCCUCGAACGGGCAAGGGUAAAGCACCUAUACAGCUCAACACCAUGUCACGACCAUUCCUCGACAAGACGCCUUUUCCAAACCGUGUCGUGUCUCUUCACACACAGACGCCUUUUAAUAGAGACUUGUCUGAAACCCCAAAUUCUCCCCAGAUCCCCAGCUCUACUAGGAAACAUAUACGUUUACCCAGGCAGUCCCAAGAUUUCGAUACGCCUUUGAACACGAAGAACCAUUGGGACCUCAGCGACGACGAAGUAGGAAUGUCUGUACCAGUGGUUCCCUCGAAAGUACUGGAGGUCAAAGAAGACUAUGAUGAAGUUGAAUACAUGGCACCCAACACACUCGAUCUGCAUUACCAACCUCCGUUGGAUUUUGAGCUUCCGGAUUACAAAGAAGUCGGAAAGGUACUAAUGGACAUCUCUCGGAAACUUGUGCUUGAUGAGCAACAGCCACCACCCGAAAUCGUUCCGAAAGCAGAAGACAUCACCCCCGUACCUUGGAAUAUGAUCCCUCUGCUCGAGCUUGAGGAUGAUGACCCCUUUGGACCCAUCCUGAAAAAGAACCCACCUCCGACGCGUACUACCCAAUCCACGAUGCGUAAUCAAUCGGGGCCUGUUUCAGCUCUUAAACCCACCCACCCACGCUCUGCCUCGACCCUCUUUGGUACCGCCAGAGAGAAGAAUUCACUUACGACAGAUACAGCUCGAUCCACGAUGCACAAUCUAUCAAAGCCUGUCCCGGUCCCUAAAACCACUCACACACGCUCUGCCUCUACUACCCGCCCUGGUACAUCAUCCUAUGGCAUUCGCUCAAACUCCCACACUCGAGCAGCAUCUGUCUCAACCCACAACGCCCGCGUUGCUUCCAAACCUGUGAUGGUAACGAGGCAUGCCCCUUCCAAGGUGUCUACUCGACCAACAGGCGAUGUUACAGUCAAAUCCAAACCCGUUUCUACACGCAGACCAGCCACAUCUAUCUCUACUUAUAAACCUGUCUUGCCACCAGUCCGAGGCCUUUCCGGCGUAUCGAAGCAAUCCAUCCCUACUGGUCCACCAUCACACCGUAGUCAGGUCGCUACCAAAACCGUCAAUACGAAAACCGAGGAUGAGAUGGAUGUUUUGAGUUUGAAAUUUGAUUUAUUAAAACACGAUGCAAAUGAAGAUUUCUUUUUCGAUGUGUAGAAUGUUCAAUGCUAUGUUCAAUACGAUCCAUGUACUUGUUAGUUCGAGAUAAGCGAUCAGUGUCAGCCCAACCCUGCUCACCCG
This is a messenger RNA of Marasmius oreades (fairy-ring Marasmius), 1537 nucleotides long. RefSeq lists its product as uncharacterized. The coding region runs from base 62 to 1453 and encodes 463 amino acids. The record is from RefSeq and is a predicted model, not a curated record. Lineage: Eukaryota; Fungi; Basidiomycota; Agaricomycetes; Agaricales; Marasmiaceae. The transcript is spliced from 5 exons.